AGAAAGACAAAAGAAAGGAGAACGUGAAAAAGUUUUGUCAACAUUAUUUUCAUUGAUAAAAAAAUCUGAUAAAAUUAAUAUAUACGCUGAAAAAAACAAUAAAAAUUUUAAUACAAACACACGCACAAUAACAUAAAACGCAUUUAAUUUUUGUUCAUAAAAUUAAUAUUCCUUCAAUUGAAGGUCAAUUUUAAGUUAAUUUUUAUUAUUUUGGUUUCAGUUUUUUGAUUUUUCUCACAAAAUUCUUCACAAUUUUUCGACCAAUGGACGAAUCCGAACUAUUGUUUAAUCUCUUUUAUCUACUCCUGUGCAUGUGCAUCAUCUAUCCACCCGAGGAAUUUCAACGUUUGGGUCUAACCAUUGAACAACUUUUCUCCCGUUGGUUGGGUGAGGAGCAUCUAAAUUUUGUACGUUAUCAUCAGAAACGCACCUCUCUGAAUCUCUUCAUACACAGUUGCCUGCCGGCCGUUUAUUUUCUCAUUCAUCGUUUUAAAUUUUCCGUUUUUACGGAACACAAUGCUGAUGUCGAGGAAGAGUCUGAAUUGGAUCCCGAUUUUCCUAUGCCUCAAGAAGCGGUAGCCUUUAAGACGCUCACCUGGAAGGUGGCACAACGUUUUAGUUUAAUGGCUGUUUUGGCGGUGCCAGCUUUGAUAUUCAAUUGGUAUCAACAGAAUUGGAAAAGGCAUCCUAUUACUCAGACUCUGCAGAAAUUUUCAAAUGUGCCAAAUAAUACUGCGAAUGUUAUAUCAGAUAUUGGCAAUGAGUUUAGAAGGCAGGAUAUUUAUAAGAAAAAACUUAAUUCAAUAUCAACUGUAAUUGCAACUGAAAAUUGGAUUAUUAAAACUACUUUGUAUAAUGUACAUUUUGCUCAUCAAAGUGAUACUGCUCUCAGUGUGGCCAAGGUAGGAUAUCAAACGUAAUUGCUAUAACAAGAC
Molecule: messenger RNA, 935 nt
Organism: Lucilia cuprina (Australian sheep blowfly)
Lineage: Eukaryota; Metazoa; Arthropoda; Insecta; Diptera; Calliphoridae
Product: E3 ubiquitin-protein ligase TM129
Exons: 2
Coding region: 264-920 (218 amino acids)
Biological process (GO): protein ubiquitination
Cellular component (GO): endoplasmic reticulum; membrane
Molecular function (GO): ubiquitin protein ligase activity
Source: RefSeq, a predicted model, not a curated record